UUUCUCAACGUGGCAUUUGCGACCACGGGCACUGACGCCCUCAAGACGGGACAUGAGAGAGUAACCGCAUGAGGAGGAUCUGAAGCAGACAUGUCCAAAUCGACCAUUCCGACCGAACUUUUAAACGCUGUAUUCCACUGGGUGAAGGAACUUCGCGACUUGUACGCAUGUUGUCUGGUCAGCCGCUCAUGGUUCAGUUCUGCGCACACAUAUCUAUGGGGGAAUUUGGAGUGGUAUACCGACGAAUGCAGGGGAAGACUUUCGUAAUGUACUUUCCCGCCCACGGCACCUUGCUGCCGACUACCGACAUAGCAUUCAAAAACUUGUCAUCACAACAUCUUCCCCUCCUGAGGCUGGAGAGCCGCGCCUUAUGGGACUUCGCAAACUCUUACACAAUUGCCCACGUUUGACUGUCUUAAAUUUGGAUUGCCCGGCACUAAACGAUGACGAUAUGUGGACCCUUUCAACAUCAUGUCGUCAACUGCGCGCACUCUCACUCGUUUCAGGGUCCCAUCCUUCGGGUUGCGUCACAGAUGAAGGUAUCCAAGCAAUAGCAUCAAAUUGUCGGAACCUUUGCCAUCUACGAUUACGGGCGACAUGCGCUGGCGCGUUCACUGAACGAGCAUUCAGGGCUAUUGCGGAAAGAUACACGGACCAGCUACAGAGCUUUGCAUUGGAAUGGGUCGGAACGCACUCCACAGGUUUAUCAGUUUACGGUGGGGGUCCCGACGCGGAACGACGUUUUGUGGAAGCGUUACAGGCGGUGAUCCUACAGAAUGCAAAGUUGCAUGCGCUUUCAUUGGACUGGCCAAUCGGAAUAGACAAGUCACUUGAUGCUGCCGCGCAAACCCUUCGCUAUCUUCGUAGCCUGCGAAUAGGCAACGCCCACAACACGUUAGCCAUCAAAUUACUCAUCGCAGCCAAUCCGUCCCUCGAAUCCCUCUCUCUAUACGAAGUUAAUCUUGCGCCGGAACCGAGCCGUUUUUUUGCUCCGUUAUUAUCAAACUUACGAAACCCGCGGGGCCCCACUAUACGGGAACUGGAACUGGAGGGCAUUGGCUGUGUAGCAAACAUCCUCCCCUUCUUGACUCGCUUCCACUCGCUGACUCGUGUCAAAUUUGCACAAUCUAGGCGAGCUGCUUUUUUGCAUCUUCCUGCCAUUGACGACUUUGUUGCCGCGGUAGCCAGAUCAUGUCCACAUCUGCAAAGUAUUGAUAUACCUAUCAUGACCGACGUACCUAUACUGCAGAUUGCACAUGGCUGCCCAAUGUUGGAGGAGCUGGAUGUCGGAUACGGAAAGGAAGUUACAGACUCGGCAAUCAUUUUCCUAGCUCGAAAAUGCCCAAAGAUCCACAAGCUGCAUCUGGGCUGUGCGGAACUCUUAACCGACACAUCGCUGACAAUUCUUAUGGAAUCUCUCGGCCCAAGUCUUCGGCGCCUCACAUUACCGUUUGGCAACAAGCUGCUGACCAUUAAGACGCUGCGCGCCAUUGCUAACCACUGCAAACGGUUGGAGGGCUUGGCAAAUUUACCCGCAACGAUGGGAAUGCGUCCAUUGUUGGAAAAUGUUCCCAAACUGACAAGAUUGCUGGUCCUUGGACUUUCCAUUGGUCCGCAUGUAGAUUCUGUGCAAGGGUGGCGACAUUACAUGAGUAGAGAGGAGCAGGAUACAUUAAAAGCUGCCUGUAAGAGGCUGAAAUACAUAUCAUACGGUGGAUGAAUAAAAAUAUGUCGUCCUGUAAUGAAAGUGGAAUUGUUUGAAGACCGUUUCUUGAUUGGAACAGAAACAACGAGAUUAACG
Messenger RNA from Spizellomyces punctatus DAOM BR117, 1801 nucleotides. RefSeq lists its product as hypothetical. Gene Ontology annotation, molecular function: protein binding. The transcript is spliced from 2 exons. The record is from RefSeq and is a predicted model, not a curated record. NCBI's taxonomy places the organism in Eukaryota, Fungi, Chytridiomycota, Chytridiomycetes, Spizellomycetales, Spizellomycetaceae. Gene Ontology annotation, biological process: SCF-dependent proteasomal ubiquitin-dependent protein catabolic process. Gene Ontology annotation, cellular component: SCF ubiquitin ligase complex. Bases 371 to 1720 code for a protein of 449 amino acids.